AUGACCAAACAUUCACUAUUCUCUGUUUUAACAUCAAUCUUUCUCAUAGUUGCUCUUUUUACUGCAACAACCGCGCUUGAUCCCGCACCCGAAGACCCGAUUUUUGAAUUUUAUAUGCACGAUAUACUCGGCGGAAGCAGUCCAACAGCAAGACCAAUUACCGGUUUGCUUGGAAACAUCUACAACGGACAGGUACCGUUUGCUAAGCAGAUCGGUUUCGUUCCACCCGAAAACGGUGUAGCCAUACCCAAUGCAAACGGCGCAAUGCCAACAGUUAAUGGUAUCAACGGAAUUCCUCUAGGUACUGGUUUGUCCGGUACAGCGUUUUCUGGUCAGAAUCUAAAUGGGAUUCAGACACAGUUGGGUCCUGAUGGUUUGAGUCUUGGUUUUGGAACGAUCACGGUGAUUGAUGACAUAAUCACAUCCGGUCCUGACUUGGGUUCGCAGCCACUUGGUAAAGCUCAGGGGGUUUAUGUUGCAAGCUCAGCAGAUGGAAGCACGCAGAUGAUGGCUUUCACAGCUAUGCUUGAAGGUGGAGAGUACAAUGACAAUCUCAAUUUCUAUGGAAUAUAUAGGAUUGGAAGCGCUAUGUCGCAUCUGUCUGUGACUGGAGGAACUGGAAGGUUUAAGAACGCUUGCGGAUUUGCAGAGGUUAGACCGUUGAUUCCUGCGGGGCAACACUUUGUUGAUGGAGCCGAGAUGCUGUUGAGGAUCAUUGUCCAUCUGAAAUACUAA
Messenger RNA from Arabis nemorensis, 735 nucleotides. Lineage: Eukaryota; Viridiplantae; Streptophyta; Magnoliopsida; Brassicales; Brassicaceae. The record is from the annotation of a GenBank genome assembly.